AUGGCUGGUCAAGGACAUCAAUUCCCUGGGAAUUUCCAAGGAAAUCCUGCUAUGCGGUCAGGAUAUGGGGCGAGCCCAAUGCCGGGUCAGAUGCAGACAAUGCCCAACCAGUUAGCAGGUGUAAUGGGUGGUCCCAUGGGUGCAGCUGGUAUGGUAGGCAUGGGCAACCAAAUGGUCCCCCCUGGAUAUGGAGCUCCAAUGCAGAAUCAAAUGGCUAAUAUGGGAAUGGCAGCUCAGGGCCUGGUAGGUGUACCUGGGCCACCAGGAAUGGGUCCACAAGGAGUUCAACCAACAGGUGCAAUGCAACCAGGCACUGUGCAGACCCCAACAGCCCCUGGCCCUCCACCAGCUCCAAGCCAACCCCCACAAAGCAAAGACUUCAAUAUGGCGUCUUUAUGCAAGUUUGGACAGGAGACGGUACAGGAUAUCGUAUCUCGGACACAGGAGAUGUUUCAAACGCUGAAGGCCGCGGCGCCGCCAUCUGGCACAGCCCUUGGCGAGAGUGCGUCCCACGACAAGCGCGCCAAGAUGCAGGAGCAGCUCCGAACUAUUCGACUGCUGUUCAAACGAUUGCGCCUCAUCUACGACAAAUGCAGUGAAACGUGCCAAGGAAUGGAGUACACGCACAUGGAGAGCCUCGUGCCGCUGAAGGAUGCACCUGACCAUAAAGCCCUGGACGAGCGGAGGCACUCCGACGCCUACCGUGCCGCCCUCGACCAGAAUAGAGAGCUGGUGGAGCAAGUGGUACUCAAAAACAAGCAGCUCAAAGAAGUCAUCACUAGCCUUCGUACCAUUAUCUGGGAGAUCAAUGUGAUGCUCACGAUGCGCAGGUCCUAA
This is a messenger RNA of Pieris macdunnoughi, 837 nucleotides long. The record is from the annotation of a GenBank genome assembly. Lineage: Eukaryota; Metazoa; Arthropoda; Insecta; Lepidoptera; Pieridae.